CUACUUAUAUACCAGCAAAACCUCUUAGCUCUGAAGAAGGGCCAAUUCUCUCUCUCUCUUCCUAUUUCUCAGUUUCUCUGUCUCUCUGUCUUCUGGGUAAAAUCUCAAAAUUCAUAUUCAGACAAAUACAUAUGGAUAUUCUUUCACACAGCAGAAAUGUUUCGACUUUGGAGAGGAUCCUUUGCUUCAUGGUGCAAUCUGUGGUGGUGGAGACUGCUCUGCUUGCUCAGAAGUCUCUGCUUUGUCUCCUCUUUUUGAUGAGAUCCCAAGCAGGUGAUGUUGAUAUGGUAACAGAUUUGGCUGCAGCAGAUGUGAGAUUUCCUUUGUCUGAACUAAAUAGAUUGGAAAAGCCUUCUGCUGAAUGCAAGGAUGCUGGUGAAAAUGAGGAGGAUGAUAGUGAUAAUGGUGAUGAUGAUCAGGAUGAUGAUGGUGAUGAUUCAUCUGGAGAAGAAGGGAGUGAUGAUGAAGAGGAGGAUUCUGAAGGUGAAGCUAAAGGUGAUGGAGAGAGCAAUGACAAUGACAAUGACGACGAUGAUGAUGAUGACGACGACGACGACGACGACGAUGACGACGAAGAUGAAGAUGAAGAUGUAGAUGAUGAUGGUGAUGAUGACAACGACGAUGAUGAAGAAACCCAGCCACCUUCUAAGAGGAAGAAAUGAAGAAAUAAGAAAAACAUUAUUCCCCCCUUUUUCUUCUUUAAGCUGGAUUGAAUUGAAGGAAUCUCAUUGACUGAGUCAAAAGGUUCAAACCAUUAGUUUUCAUAGAGCUUGAAAAACUAUUUCUUCUUGAUAAUGUGAACCCUCAUGAUAUCUUAUUUACCUGAAUUUUUUCUAGUUA
Hevea brasiliensis (rubber tree) is the source of this 840-nucleotide messenger RNA. RefSeq lists its product as uncharacterized. Lineage: Eukaryota; Viridiplantae; Streptophyta; Magnoliopsida; Malpighiales; Euphorbiaceae. The record is from RefSeq and is a predicted model, not a curated record. The coding region runs from base 132 to 662 and encodes 176 amino acids. The transcript has 3 exons.